Molecule: messenger RNA, 4525 nt
Organism: Marasmius oreades (fairy-ring Marasmius)
Lineage: Eukaryota; Fungi; Basidiomycota; Agaricomycetes; Agaricales; Marasmiaceae
Exons: 8
Coding region: 394-4371 (1325 amino acids)
Molecular function (GO): GTP binding
Source: RefSeq, a predicted model, not a curated record
ACACCACUUAUUUUUUCUCCGUCGACUCAAUUCCUGUUAGCUUGAAACAUGUAGUUGGAAAACAGAAAUGCAUCUGUGGAUCGGUAAACGCAAAACACGAGACGGCUGACGAUCGUUUUUGGCAUGGGCUGAGAUUAAGGGGCUUGGAAGGGCUUGGAAGUCUGACGUUUUAUCGAUUGACGGUUUUCGUCGGGCUGGGAUGAAGGACAUAUGCCUCACUGACAGGUUCCCUCCCCUCGUCAUUUCAAUUGUUUCAACGAGUGCAACUCUAUCGUCAUCUCAAGGCUUUUGGUACAUAAUACGCAAAGUAUUGAGUCGGUGUAGUAACGCAGAGUCAAGACUUCAACUUGGACUUCAAGCACGCUGCAUUCCUCUGAACAAGACGAAACCGCUAUGCCCACGGAAACUCGGACUUUGAAACAGGAGAAAAACUCAUCAGAGUCCAAGCUCAGAAUAUUCGAAACAAAACCCAAGUCUACGAAAACCAUGAAAGUGAUGCUUGUGGGUGGUACCGGCACCGGAAAAACUACUUUCAUCAACAAAGCAAGUGGAGGAAGCCUCUCCGUCGGAAAGGGUCUGCAGUCAUGUACCCACGACGUCGCAGAAACUCUUCCUUUCCUUCUAGACGACGAUCGAGAGGUGAUCCUCGUCGAUACACCAGGUUUAGAUGACACGACUAGAAGCGACAACGAGAUACUGUCAGUAAUUGCUGACUACCUGACAAAUAUAUAUUCAGACAAGACGGUACUCUCUGGAAUCUUGUAUCUUCACCGCAUCAAUGACGUGAGAAUGAGCGGUAGCUCGACGAGAAACCUCAAGAUGUUCAUGAAACUUUGUGGCGAUAAGCAACUUCGGAACGUUUUCAUUGUCACUACCCGUUGGGCGGAGGUGGAUUCAACUCUGGCUGAAAGCCGGGAGAAACAACUACGGGAGUUGUUUUUCAAGCCUGUACUUGCGCAAGGCGCAAUGCUGACUCGCCACAAUAACACGCGCGAUGAAGCCCGACGCAUUUUACGACAACUAUUGGAUGAAGCCAGGAAAUCACCGCCUCUACCAUUACGUAUUCAAAUGGAGAUGGUAGAUUCCCGGAAGCCAUUCAUGGCCACGGAUGUGGGAAGAGAACUUUUGGGCGAGGAGCUUGACAAAUAUAAUAGGGAGUUGAAUCAGCUUGACAAAGAUCUUGCAGAUGUUGUUCAGGACCAAGAUUCUGUGGCAAUCGAAGAGCUAUCGAACGAGCGUGACAGGAUUAUUGAAAAGCUUGCGGAGAUUUCACAGGCAUCGGAUAUAGAGAACCUUGCAAAGUCCUUGCAGGUGCCGGUGUCUGAAGAGCAGGAGAGUAGUCUCAAACCCCGUCACAAGUUAAAGUUGGGUCAGCCAUGGAAGUCGAUGGUUGGAAAGUUUCACAAACCGACGAAAGGGGAUCGUGGCGCAGCCAAUCUGUCUUCAAAGUCGUCCAAACAGAUCUCCCUUGGUCUGAACCGGACAGAGUCGACCCGAGAUGAUGGAAAACAGUGUCUCGACACUCUACAGACCUCUUUUGUUGAUGUCUCUACCGCUUUUGAUCCUUCAAGCUCAGGCCCUCAUACCUCCGGGACUGCUCACCCAUCCACUCCGAACACAGUCAUGGGGCAAUCAGGACAAGCAUAUCCUACUGGCCAACCGACUUUCCCUCAUUCUGCUUCGAAUACCGUUACCAGCGCACCUUCUCAUAGUCAGAAGACUAGCAAACUCCCAGGAUCUCCAUUGGAGCGGUCGGGCGAUAACGGGAGACGGUCUAAUUUGCAGCCAGCUCCACAUUCGAACCGUGAAGUCUCCACUUACGGUGACCAAGCUAAUUCGAAAUUGAACUCGUCGUCGAACGUGGCGGCCCGUAAUGGGGAACAGUCAAAGGCUGUAGCGUUAACACAGGGAGGAUCUCACCUUCAAUACACCUCAGCUCACUCUGCCGCUCAUAAUACCUCUGCGAGCUCUACAUCGUCUACAGCAAUCAGGAAGGUGCAAGACUGCUCUGUAGGAGUUGGUGGCUCGACAUCGAAUGUGAAAACUCACGAGGAGCAGGAGGUGAAAACAAAGACUGGGUCGCAACGGUCUAGCGAAGUUGUCGGUAUUGGUCCUUGCCAGGCGCUCGUAACCGCUCCAACGCUGUCUAUCGGAGCACCAUCAUCCGUUCACGCGACAAGUGCACCAACCAAUCAGCUAUCGAAGCACAAUCAGACUGGGAGCCAUCUUGAGGAGGAACAAGCCGUUGAAGGCCGACAUCAACAUGGAUUAGUGACUCAACCAUCAGGUCUCAGGGAAUCCACCCCGCCAUUGGUACCAGUUGGGGAUCGACUGAGAACGUACCCAUUACGCUCGACGCCAAAGGGGAAGGCUGAUGAAGGUGGAGAACUGCAGGAGUUGCAGCAGCCUAAGCAGCCGCAAUCCCUGCCUCACGAUGACCGUGCCUCAAAUUCCUAUCAUAGACCCUCCAGCCCUACUUCUGGAGACAAAGUGGGGUCUCAGCCUCCCAAGAAAUCGCAAGCCAAUGAUAUCGUUAGUGGAAAGGCGAUGCCUCACGUUCAUCCGCCUCCUUUUGCACAGGAUCAUAAACAAUAUUUCCUACAAGGUCAUGCCACUGACGCCUCUCGUGGUCCACCUAAUACUGCUCAGGGACAAAGGGAAGCGCCGGUUCGAGCUGGUGGGCCAUAUCUCUCUUCGAGCAAACCUGGAGCAGACACGACGGAGGAAGUUUAUCAUGAAGAGACCCCUUUACAACACGAAAAUCGACGCCAGUCUUCUUCACCCGUCCCCUUUCCCGCUACUGAGACCCCCCACGACACGACCCAGAGCAGUCAAACGAAUUCCACACUGAACCUAAAUGCGGGCAGUGGUGAAGGUCUUCACAACUCGCUUUCUUCUUUCAAUCCAUCACCAACGAGUACGAUACGAGAGAGAGGGAAACAGACACACGAGGAGAGUGGAGGUCCUUCCAUGGAGUUGUUCGAGUCUGAUCACUUCCCUUCAAAGGACCACUCGGAUUCCCCACUCGGCUCCAGCCUUCGUGGUGACAACCUCGAUGUAGACAGCACCAUUGAGCGGUCAUUCGAAGCGAUGUCUGAUACCAAUGCAAAGGGUUUCAACGAAAGCGGUUCGAACGUAACUUCCCAAGCAACGACCCCCGGUUUUUAUACACCACAGGAUAACGAGGCAACUCCUACGGCAACUCCUGCUACUCAGCUAUCGGUCUGCUCUCUUGCAGGGUCGGAAUCAUACUCUCAGGUACAGCUCGACAGAGGUGCCGUUCAGUCAUCUGAGAACAGUACGGUUGCACAUUCUGCGCCUUCUUCGGGAGAUGUGGCUCCGAAGGACGCGCAUAGCGAUACUCUUGGUGUUCAGGUGACAGACCAUGCUAUAGCCGCUCCUCACACUGUCUCAAAUCCGAGACUUACCGGAUCGACCGAGGAGAACACUCGCCCAGCAGAUGAUCGCGCACCAAAUCACCAUAGGCCACCCGUCAACCAGAUGGCUGCUGAUGUGCCCUCUGGCCAGGAGCGUGAAUCGACAUCUCUGGUCGAUAUGGAAGGCGAUGACAGGUCCAACACCUCGACACUGGUAUCUGAUGAACCCCCUCCGGCACGGUCUGAUGUUGCCAUGAAGGAUGACCUGAAACCGACAAUCUCAGAUGCGUCUCCCCCUGAUACGAAAAGCGAGACAGGCAACUCUUCUACUUCUAAGAAAUCGUGGGUCGGAUCCUGGUUCUACGGUGGCAGCGCUACUACACAAACUCCCCCAGAGUCCGUCUCAAAAACGUCAAGUCGAAGCCAGGCAAAAACAAGUGAAGCACCACGUCCACAAUCUGAACCAGAUAUAAGUGCUCCACGAGGUUCGCCUUUGACGGGCAAUGUCACUACUGGCAUUUCACACAACCGAAACCCCUCUCGUGCACAAGUUGAGCGUGCUAGUUCAGAUCCUGAAUUAUCUUCGCGUCGCGCGGAAGCUAACGCUAACGCCUCACGGAAGCUCCCCUCAGGAGCGUUCUCGAAGGGAGAAAUACUCGAGCCCAUCGUUAGCGCCAGUUCCAUUCAAGUUUAUCCACCUAAUACCGUUCAGAAGGACAAUGUUCAACCUGCGAAUGAUGGUUCCGUUGUCGAAGCGGCGGAUGACGAAAAAAGUGCUAUUCCUCGCGCCUUGUCAAUCCUCCAAAGCUUUUUAAGCAAGAAUUUCGUCGGCGUUAGUUCUGACCUGAAGCGCGGGGCCAUCCCAAAGGAUAAAGAUCUGGAUGAUGCAAUCUUGAUUCGUGAUGACCUGCUGUCGAUCGUGGAUGCGCUCGAAGUCCAGAUUUCACGGCCCCAGAAAAGCACACGCAUACCAGGAUCGUUUAACGAUAAGUAGCCCAAGAUGUCAUGGACGAUUGUAGAUGAUAUGAAUGAGGGAUUCUAAUGACGAACCUAGAAACAACACUAUUACGGAGUCUUCUGUAGCGUUUUCUAUGUAGAGAGCAGUGUAUUCAAAACUCAGGCAAUUAUUAGUUUGAAAAUGUUCAUCC